Molecule: messenger RNA, 4731 nt
Organism: Giardia duodenalis
Lineage: Eukaryota; Fornicata; Diplomonadida; Hexamitidae
Exons: 1
Coding region: 1-4731 (1576 amino acids)
Source: RefSeq, a predicted model, not a curated record
AUGGCCGACCAAGGUCGCAGAAGCUUCGCCUACUCGCAUCUGAGCGAUUCUCAGAUAAAUGCUCCUGAAGUGCACAUCGGGAUGGACCCAGAAAUAGAUGAUCUGGAAGCGUUUGCCCAGUUGGCCUUUCUCAAGCAGGAUCCCCUUUUUGAGACGGCAGACACCAGCAUUCGGGCAGUUCUUGAAGCACCCAACAAUCCAGAGUAUCUCCGCUCACUUUCUGUGCACCUUUAUCGGCGCUGCAAGAUCUAUCGGCGUGCAGCAUGCGAAAAGAACCAGCAAGGUGCCUACACUUCGCGACCAGACUUCGUAGCGCAGCUUGCUGUGGAGCUACGCAACUAUGACACUCUUGUGCAGGAUUUGCACCACAAGAUUGGUACUACAGUCGGAGACAAGACAGAGCUGUGCAAUCUUCUGAUGACGAGGUAUGAACGCCUCGUGGAGAAAACGAAGGAGGUCACAAUUAUGGCACACGAGCUCGAAGUGCAGCUGCAGGAUAACGAUCCAGCACUGAAGAUAGACUAUGCGCGUACUAAAGCUGAUAUCAGAAAAAUAUUGCAGGGCCUAGAGGCAGCAGCUAACGAGCAGACCCACACCAUAGAUAUAUCUCGCCUCCGGGCAGAUGUCCAGCGCGCCAUUAGUGGAGAGGGUGUCCUCGGCUUGGGUUCAGAGGGGUAUUACACAAUCCCAAAGCCCUCCAUUCACACGACUGCACACGCACUACGGAGGGAUAGAGACACUAGUAACAUCGACAGCAUCUACUCUCCUGUCCAGGGCUUACCAAACAUGCUUGGAUCGACCAUACAGCCCAACCCCAUUGUGGACACGGAUUCGCAACAGCUCAUGACUAUUCUUGCGGAAGUGGUUGCGAAGUGUAACCUCUUCAAGCAGAUAGACUCUGAUCGCAUGGACGUCGAUCGCAUUUCAGAUACAGUUUCAGACCCUAGUAUGAACAUAAACGACACCGACUCGCUUGCAACGUGCGUUUACAAACUCAAUAUAGCUGUAGAUAAUGCUAUCACUCGCGCAAGAGCAUCAUUAAAUCAGAGAGCUCAGGAGCUAUCUGUGUUGAAAGGACACAUGCGCCAACUUCAGGAUGAUAACCACGCACUGAGCAGCCAACUGAACGAAUACAUGAAUAUAAAGGUUGCCUUUGAAAGCUAUCAAAGAGAGAAGAUAGAGGAGAGCAGCAUCCUCAAGCGUACAUUUGAUCAGACUCUGACAGACUAUACUUCAUCCAUCAAGGACAGUAUUUUCGAGCUCAAAGUAGCUGGUAACCAAGGAAGUAGGCAGUGGUAUGCAGAUAAUGUAAUGUUCCCCCACACGCGUACGGCGAGCGUCGUUGAGGUCCUCUAUGAAACGCUUGGCCUGCUGCAACAGUACUCGGGGAGAGAAGAACUUAACUUCGACAUCCAUAUAGCAGAGCCUGCUGCUCUACCAGAGAUGAUCUCUUCAAAUCAGUUAAUUUCUAAUGAUGCAACGGCAACGCUGAAAGAGCUUCAAAAGAUAGGUGCUCUUGUGGUUUCUCUUCGACACGGAGUUGAGGGUUGUAUCGAUAGUAUUAGAAGUAAGCGCUCCUCUUCUUUGACAUCAUCUCCUCUCAGCGAGGCGACAUUUAUGCAGCAGAUGGGCAUCAACAUGCUUUCCAUCGUUCAGUCCCUUCUAUCGAUGACCCUCUGGGGCAGUAAGGAGAAGAUGAAGGAGCAUCUUGGUAUGCAGACAGCAGAGCUACUGAUGAAGAAGAUCCUGAUGAUCGAUAACGUCGAAAUACCGGAUGGAUUCAUAGACGACGAGUUCUCGAAGAAGCUUGUGGCUAUAAUGCAGCAAAUAUCUCCGACAAAUGCAGAUCUUCUUCCAUUGCUAGAGUCGUUAGCACAUAUAUUAGAGGAUGCGACAAAGAACGACUAUAUUGUGCCAAAGGCGGUUAGUCAACUGAGCACACUUACUCUCAACGUCGACAAGGAGAACAAUCAAUUCCGUCAAAUGAUAGAUCUCAAGGACAAGGAAAUCCUUUCAUUGCAAGAGCAGGUGAAACGAAAAGACACAGACUUCCGUGAGUCUCAAGAGCAGCUCGAAAAGUGCAAAAAUCAGCUCCACGAUGCUCACAAAGAAAUGCUGAGUGUGAAGGAUGGUUAUGCGGCUUCUGCGCUUGAAGCACAGAGGGUUGCAACCAUGGACAAGAUACUAGAGGAGUCCAAGCAGCAAGUAAGUCAUCUAUUGACGGAGAAGCAGGACCUAGAAGGAAAGAUGUUGGAGUUGCGUGCAGAUAACAAGAAGCUUGUCACAAUCAUUCAGGCGAAGGAGGCAAAUAUUGGUGAACUGAAAACAGAUUUGGCAAAGGCAGUCAACGAGCUCAAUCGUCAGACCUCUAGUGCGGUAUCUUCAGCACAAGAUGCGAAGGAAGCCAUUGACCGUAAUCGUGAGCUCGUCACACUGGCCAAUACAAUGGGUGCACGCCUGAAAGACACAGAGUCUAAGCUCAGAGAAGCAAACGCUACCAUUACAAAUUACAAUCAGGAAAGGGCCAAGUACGAAAAGGAUAUCCAAGAACUCACUGGGAAAUGUGACGAGCUGCGUAAGAAAUACGAGACAUCAGAAAUAAAUUACAGCGAGCUGAAGAUAGAGAAGAUGCGCCUGGAAACAGAGUGGAAGGGCGUUCUGGAACAAUGCGAGAAGCUUAAGAGGCAAAAGGAAGAGCUGGCAGAGGAGCUAGACGGUGCCAAGGAGGCUUACAGCAACGCCAAUAAGGAUCGAGCAGACGCCACGGCUACACAACAGCGUGCUGUUAGUGACCUUACUAUCCUCACAGAGGAGUACAAUAUCUUGAGUGAGAAUAACAUCAUGCUGGACAAGAAAUGCAGUGAGCUGACCGCAAAGCUUGUUAUGGCCGAGCAGGAGAUAGGCAAUUUGACAGAUCUGUUAAACGAAGCACACACAAGCCUCAUACAAUAUAGCAAAGAUGCAGAAAGCAAGAAGCACGAGGCUACAAAUGCGACAAGGGAUCUUAUGGAGGCAAAAGCAACCGCGGCCGAGGGGCGGGCGACAACUGAGGGUCUCAUGAAGGAGGUAUCUCGUCUAGAGGAAGCGCUUAGUGAGCGUAAGGCAGAAUACAAUGCCUUAAACGAUCAAUAUAAAAAGGAAGUCUGCGAUUUAACGGCACGCCUCCGUGAAGUCGAAAUGCAAUACACCACCAUGGAGCAGACACUCCGAUCCGAGUACGAUCAGCUCAUGACCACCCGAAUGCAGCAGCAGCUCUCGACCGUGGAGACAACCGCCAGUGCCGAGGUCACCAGAUAUAAAGAUCAGCUGACCGCAGCAGAUGCUCGGUACAAAGAAGCAUUGGAGGAGAUUAAGAGGUAUUACAUAGACAAAACAGAGGCCGAGAAGCAGCUUUCCGAACUGAAAACAAAACUGGCAGUGACCACAGAGAACGAAACAAGACUCGUCAAAAUGACGAAAAUACUCAGCAUAUUCAAGAGAAAGAUCAUCUCGCUGGCUAUGCCAUACGAGAAGAUAGCAGAAAGCUCCGAAGGAAAAAUCAAGUACAACGUCUUUAGCCCCGAUCUGGGCUUCAAUCUAAUAUCGAAAGCCGGGCGUGCCUCUGAAAGCAGCUUCUUGCUAGAUGAUGAGCCUUCUAUGAUCAUGGAAGAACGCAUAGCAGGCACUAGCCCAUACGACUCCGCACCACUCAAUGCGGUGGCUCAAGUCAACGUCCCCCAUGAGAGGGAUGUAGAGGAAAUAUGUGCAUUACUAAAAGCCGGUAUCAAAUAUCAGUACGAUCAUGAGGAGAUGAAGCACCUGCGCACUGAAAUGACUAGCCUUAAAGCUGAAAUCGACGACGAGCGGCGAAAGACAGAACUUAUGGAACGUGAGAAGAUGCAGCUAGAUAUAGAGCUGCAAAAGGCCCAAAUAGAGAACCGAGACCUUGCCACAACGGUCUCUGCCACGCGAAGCGCAUCUGUAGGAUCGUUUGGAGGUAUCCAUCAAGGACUGCAUUCCACCGCAGGCUCCACGUACCCUUCUGUAGAUCGCGCCCAGAGCCAGAGACCCUCUUCACCGCAAACAACCCUUAUGUAUCCUUCUACAACAGCUUCUAUGCGAUACGGUGGCUCUGGCACAUCACAAAGCAGCCAUAGUACACUGGCAACAACGCCUUCUGGUACCGGGAUGGUGUACCCAGGUCGAACAGACUUCUCAAUCGGUGCUUCUGCAACCUACAAGCCAACUAUUGGUGGGCCUCCAAGCGCUCCGUCAGUACCCCGCACGAUGGGAUACAAUGUUCCCAGUACACUUGUUUCUACUGGAGGAUCUAACAUCACUGUGCCCAAUGCAGUGGGUGGCCUUGUGGGUGGGAUGCCACCUCUUGGGCCGGGGGCUCAAUCAUACCUUCACGGACUGGGCGCAGGGCUAGGGUUUGCUGGCUCUGCGGGUGCAGUUCCAAGUUAUUCACGAUCGGUAUCUAAUCCAUCGGUUCCGAAGACUUAUCCAGCCAUGAUCUCCUCUGCGGCAUCACUCGGUGGCUCCGCCACAGGCUCCUUGAUUGGAUCUACAGAUAUGAUCGGAUCCCAGCGAUCUAUCUCCACAAGUGGUCGGCCAUCUGUAGGGCUGCCGCCUCCUUCCACUACUUACGCAGGGGGGUAUACCCCAUUUGCUGUUGGUGUGUCCCGGCCAGGAGUCGCUGGAAUAGGUCCGGGAGUGCCAGGGGGUGUUCCAUAUGGUGUAGGCAAAUAG